Paramecium pentaurelia is the source of this 1493-nucleotide messenger RNA. Lineage: Eukaryota; Ciliophora; Oligohymenophorea; Peniculida; Parameciidae. The record is from the annotation of a GenBank genome assembly.
AUGAAAAAAACGAUUACUUUACCAUCUGAUUAUUCUAAAUCAUCUUUUUUUAAUGAUGGAAAAGAAUUAUUUUGUAAUUCUCCCUAAUUCUAAAUGGAAUUUACAUUAUUUGGAACCUUUUUAAUGAAAUCUAAUAAUCGACAAUAUAAUGUGAAUAUAUUUUUACAUGAAUUCAUAAUGAAAAUAAUUGAAGAAGUAUUUAUUUAGUUCAUGGAAGAAAGGAGAAAGACAUAUUAAUCUAGAGAAUGUCUGUGUUAAGAAGGCUUUGCAUUCAAAAACACAAUAAUUAGGAUUACGAAUAAGCAAAAAUGGAUAGUUUAUUGAGUUUUUUGGAGAAAUAAUAGAAUUGUGGAAAUAAAUAAAAAAAUUUGUAAUCCAAACUGACUUCUCAUUAAAGUACAAAUUAGGUUAAAAAUUAGGUGAGAGAUUUAGCUCUUCAGUAAUUCUUAAAAUUAUCUUAGGUAUUUAAGGCUUUAAAAAUCAUUAAUGGAUAAAAAGUAGCUGUAAAAAUAAUUGAAAAGAGUUUAGUUUAAAGAAAUAACGCUAGUGAAAGACAAUAAUUAAUUAAUGAGCUUACUGUUCUUCGUUAAAUAAAUCAUGACAAUUUACUUAAAUUACAUGAAACAUUUGAGAGUGAUGAAAAAAUAUAUCUAGUCUUAGAUUUGUUGGAAGGAGGACAUUUGAAAAAUUCAAUAUUUAGAUUUAGAUAUUCUGAAUAAGAAACAAUAAUAUUGAUGUAAACUUUAUUCAAAUCACUCAAUUAUAUGCAUGAAAAAAACAUAUAUCAUUAAGAUAUUAGAUUUGAUAAUAUUCUUCUUAAAGAUUAAUAAGAUUUAACAUCAGCUUGCAUAAUCAACUUUGGAAAAUCUGAAAUCAUAUAACAAAGUUUGGUAAGCACAUAAAAUCUCAAUUUUUAUGAUUAAAAUUCUCUCAUUCAAUUUAUUAGAAAAAAGGAUAUACUAUCUUUAUGUAUUGUAAUUUACAGCAUCUUUUCAAAGAAACUUUAUCAAGAAACAUAAAUUUUAGAUGAAUUAUUAAUGAAAAACUAUGAGAGUAUGUCUGAUAUAGAAUAUUUGGACUUAAAUCCUCCUUUAUUGUAAUUUUUCGAAAUUUUCUUUACCUCAAAAGGUAAAACUUAAAUGGAUACAAUUAAAUGUUCAGACAUAUUAAAUUUAGAUAUCUUUAACCUUCCACUUAUUAGACGCCCAUCUAAAUUUUAGGGAAUACCUUAAUAGAUCAAUCAUAAUUUUAAACGUGCAUCUAGAUUUGCUCCAAAAUAUUCUGAAAAGGAAUAGUAAAUAAUCUCUAAUUUCCAAAAGAUUCUCAAACUACCUACUAUUUCUGAUUCCUCAGAAUCAAAGAUCUCAUAAAAUCAUUCUUAAAGUCCAUAAACUGAAAAUUUUAUUUCAUAUAGAUUAUUAUAAGAUGAAAAAGCAAGUUCAAUCAAACCUCGCUAUAGUGUUUUAAAGAAAUGCUUAAGCCCAAAUAUUUGA